CGCGACUCUCCUCUCUUCCCCGAAACCAGGUCAUUCUGACGCCGAGAGGCCGGUGUUUGAACGACAGGGAAGAUGCUUAGUGAAAUGCAUCAUUGCCUUGACUGGACCAGAGAAACAAGAGAAGAAGUAAUCCCGAUCUCUCUGUUGACCUACCCCCACAUGAGUUCUGACUACACAGGACUCUGCCUGUUUCUUUUUUUUAAUUUUUUUAUCCUCACAUGGGGACCUUUUUUUUUUUUUUCAUUGUUUCUAGAGAGAGAGGAAGAAAAGGGGAAACAUUGAUGCCUGAAAGGAACAUCUAUUGGUUGCCUCCCCCACACACUGGAUGAGAGAUUGAACCCACACCCCAGGUAUGUGUCCUGACCAGGAAUCGAACCCACAACCCUUCAGUUAUGGGAGGACGUUCCACCCAACUGAUCCACGCUGGCCAGGGCAGGACUCUGCCUGUUUCUAUGUGAGAAAUACUGAGGAAGAAAGGAUGGUGGCUGGAUUUCCAGCAGCCUGGGUACAGGCACCAGUGACCUUUAAAGAUGUGGCUAUGGAGUUCACACAGGAGGAGUGGAUGAUGCUAGACUCCGCUCAGAGAAGUAUGUACAGAGAUGUCAUGUUGGAAAACUACGUAAAUCUCACUUCAGUGGCAUAUCAAUUAUGCAAGCCUUCUGUGACCUCCCAGUUGGGUCAGGAAGAGGUAAGAACUAUGAAAAGGAGAAUACCCAAAGGCACCUAUCUAGAUUGGGAGAUUCAAAUUACAACCGAAGAGUCAACUCUAAAGCAGAAUGUUUUGGGGGGAAAAACAUCCAGUGGUAAAAUGGUAAGAUUCACAAUGGAUGAUUGGUCUUCCACAUUAAUACAAGACUGGGAAUGCCGUAAGACCAGAAAACAGCACAAGACCCCAGAGGGUAAUUUGAAGCAAAUGACAUAUACCCAAAAGAAAACAGUGAAUCAGGAGAGAUUCUGUGACUGCCAUGAAUUAGAAGAAAACUCUAAACUUAGAUCAAAACUUGCUUUUUCAAACAGAGUUUCCGUCAGUAAACGUUGCCAUAAAUGUUGCUUAACUAUUGAGAGUUUGAAGCAUAAGUCAAUCCUAAACAGUAAUGAGAAGAACUCUGUGAGUGAGACAUUCUAUGAGAGUCAUGAAUAUGAUAGAUGGCAUCUUGAAAGAGCCCAAACAGCACAAAAAGAGGACACAUGCUCCGAACAUGGUAUACAUUUCAAAUAUAAUAUGCUUCCUAUACAAAAUAAUUUUGAUAUGGUGGAAAAUUCCUAUGAAUGUAAUAAAAACAAAACUUUUAGUCAUCAGUCACCCAGUGAGCAAAAGGAGCAAUCUCCUACUGGAGAGAAAUAUGAAUGUAGUCAGUGUGGGAAACCCUUCAAAAGGAUUUCUAAUUUUAUUUUGCACAAAAGAAGUCACAUGGGCGAGAAACAAUAUGAAUGUAAAGAAUGUGGAAAAGUCUUCACUGAUUCCUCAACCCUAAAGAGACACAUACGAACUCAUACUGGUGAGAAACCCUAUGAGUGUCAUCAAUGUGGGAAAGCUUUCAGUCAAAAAACAUCUCUUAAGGCCCACGUGAGAACUCACACUGGAGAGAAACCUUAUGAGUGUAAUCAUUGUGGAAAGUCUUUUGGAACAAGUUCUUACCUUAUAGUGCACAAGAGAAUACACACGGGGGUGAAACUCUACAAGUGCAGUGACUGUGGAAAAGCCUUCAACACGAGUUCUCACCUUACAGUUCACAAGAAGAUACACACCGGAGAAAAUCUUUACGAGUGCAAAGACUGCGGGAAAGUUUUUAGUGGUCUCUCAUCCCUUAGAAUGCAUCUGAGAACUCACACUGGGGAAAAACCCUAUGAAUGUCAGGAAUGCAGGAAAACCUUCACUGUUUCCUCUUCCCUUAGGAGACAUGUGAGAACUCACACAGGAGAGAAACCCUAUGGAUGUAUUCAGUGUGGCAAAGCAUUCAGUCAGAAUUCUUCACUUAUCAUACACAAGAAAAUUCACACUAGGAGAGAAUCCCUGUAAGUGUUUUGAAUGUGGAGUGACCUUUUUCAUCUCCUUAAGGUGGACUACAGUUUCACUAUUUCAGUCUUUGUUCUCUAAAAUAAGCAUUUAAGGCUACAUAUGUAGUCGUUUAAAAACUCCUUUAUCUACAUAACACAUAUUGGUGUACGCUAAUUUAUUCUCUUAAUUCUACUUGUCUAAUAUUUAUUAUGAC
Phyllostomus hastatus (greater spear-nosed bat) is the source of this 2213-nucleotide messenger RNA. RefSeq names its product zinc finger protein 891 (gene ZNF891). NCBI's taxonomy places the organism in Eukaryota, Metazoa, Chordata, Mammalia, Chiroptera, Phyllostomidae. Gene Ontology annotation, molecular function: DNA-binding transcription repressor activity, RNA polymerase II-specific. Gene Ontology annotation, biological process: negative regulation of transcription by RNA polymerase II. The coding region runs from base 353 to 2020 and encodes 555 amino acids. The record is from RefSeq and is a predicted model, not a curated record. The transcript has 2 exons.